UACAGUUAAAAAAUAUACAUUAUUAAUGAUGGAUACGAACUUUAGCCAAGCUUUUAAAAAGAGAUUGGUAUUUCGAGCACCUUGAUAGUGGGUAUCCAACCUGCGACACCUUAAAAGGAGGCAUCUCUGGAGUCUUGUGCUCUCAAGCCCGUUCUGUGCAGCGGGCCGGCUGUGUCACCUUGUCUGUAUCUUUUCAGAAAGAGAUUUACUCCUCCACAGCCCAGUGCAGGUUGGUGAGGGAAAGGCAAUGAGUGCAGAAGUGGUGGCUGCAGAGCCCGCUGGAGAAGAGAUGGAUGCCCUGUGCCCAGGGCUGUUGUUGCCCACGUCAGGAGAGGCAGGAACCGGAGGAAGCCGGGGAACCUCCAGUGACUGCGUGGCAGGGACGUCCCCGCUGACUGUGGGACAGAGCUUGUUGCUGACGGAUGCGUCCAUGGCUGGGGACGGAGCACAUGCAGAAGCAGCUGAGGUGGAAAUAUUUGUAGAGGCUGUGGCAGGCAACGUGUCUCUGAGCAGUCCAGGCAACGCCACAGAGGUCUUGGUCAAAGUGGUUGAGCUGUAUUUCUGCCAGAGGUGCGGCCAGAGCUUCUCUGACCCCAGCCUGCUGACCCAGCACCAGUGCAUCACGUUAGCAGCCCCCGAGCACCUGGAGCUUCCUGGUCUCCCCCAGCUUCCGGGGGAGCUGCCGGCCCUGCCCAGCGAAUGCAGAGGAGAACCAGCUGUCUGCCAGGAGCUGGCGCAGAGCUCGCCAAGAGACCUUGGCUCCACUGCUGAGCAACUGCUGUGCCCUGUUUGCAGGGGGGAGUUUGUGCUGCCCAGUGAGCUCAAGGAGCAUUUUAAGACCCAUCGCAGCACCCCGGGGGCCUUGACCUGCCCUGAAAAGGGCUGCCACUUCACCCCGGCGGACAGCAAGCAGCUGCGUGGGCACCUGCGCCGCGCCCACAAGGUGUCCCCAGUCUCCUGCGCCUACCGCACCUGCCCGCUCUUGUUCCGGAGCUGCCAAGACAUGAAGCUGCAUCACAGGAGUCACUUCCCCUUCCACUGCGGCCGCUGUGACUUCGUCAGCUCCAACGCCAAGCUCUUCAAGCAGCACACACAGGGCCAUUCGCCGGAGAGCACGGGGGGCGGCGAGCCCCCCGCUGAGACGGGGCAGAUGGAGGCGACCUGCAAGUGCGACUUCACUGCCAUGGCUGGGCAGGUCCCCAGCAAGCCCCUGCGUCUGCGCUGCGCUUCUGGGGAGAUGGUAGAGAAGGCAGAGAAUUCCCUAGAUCAGACCAUCUGGGACGCAGCAGAGCAGGUGGCUGUCCACGGCGAGUCUGGUGGCACCAGGGAAGCGUCUGACGAGGGCCAGAGACUGUCGGCAGAGGAAGAAGACUCUGAGAGCACAGGUGAUGAAUCGCUGGAGGAGGAAGAGGAGGAGAGUGCCUAUGAGGCAGAAGCCAAAAGAGAUGAGAAAGUGGCUUCUAAGAAAGCCAAGGCACCUCGGGCCCAGCAGUUCAAAGGGGACGUAGCGGAGGGUUCCGAAUACCUCUUCAAAACCCACAUGUGCCCGGAGUGCAAACGGUGCUUCAAGAAGCGGACGCACCUGGUGGAGCACCUGCACCUGCACUUCCCAGACCCCAGCCUGCAGUGCCCCAACUGCCAGAAGUACUUCACCAGCAAGAGCAAGCUGAAAAUCCACAUGAUGCGAGAGACGGGGGAGAAAGGUCACCACUGCCCGCUGUGCCACUACAGCUCAGUGGAGAAAAACGCCCUCAACCGCCACAUGGCCAGCAUGCAUGAGAACAUCUCCAACUUCUACUCCGACAUCUACGCCUGCCCCGUCUGCCAGGAGACGUUCCGGCUCAGCCAGGCGCUCAAGGAGCACCUGAAGACCCACAAGGCCGAGCCCAAGAGGCUGAGCUGCUUCCAGGAGGACUGCGGCUACUGCAGCGAAGACCGCAAGGAGUUCAUCCGCCACCUCAAGGAGGCCCACGGCAUCAAAGCGGUGGAGUGCAAGUACCAUGCCUGCUCCCUGCUCUUUGGCACGGCCGAGGCCAUGGAAGCUCACCGCAAAACCCACUACGCCUUCCACUGCCAGCAGUGCGACUUUGUCUGCUCCAACAAGCACAUCUUCCGCAAGCACAAGAAGCAAGGGCACCCUGGCAGUGAGCAGCUUCAGUGUGGUUUCUGCCCCUAUGCCACCUUCAACCCCGUGGAGUUCCACGACCAUGUGGGGAAGAUGCACGCCAACGAGAAGAUCCACAAGUGCACCGAGUGCAGCUUUGCCACGGCGCACAAGAGAGUGCUCAUCCGCCACAUGCUGCUGCACACGGGGGAAAAGCCUCACAAGUGUGAGCUCUGUGACUUCACCUGCCGGGAUGUGAGCUACCUGUCCAAACACAUGCUCACCCAUUCCAACGACAAGAACUACAUGUGCACCGAGUGCGGGUAUGUCACCAAGUGGAAGCACUACUUGAACGUGCAUAUGAGGAAGCACACCGGAGACCUCAGGUAUCAGUGCAACCAGUGUUCGUACCGCUGCCACCGGGCAGACCAGCUGAGCAGCCACAAGCUGCGCCAUCAGGGCAAGAGUCUGAUCUGCGAGGUGUGCGGCUUUGCCUGCAAGCGCAAGUACGAGCUGCAGAAGCACAUGCAGGUGAAGCACUCGCAGAACUACCAGAUGCCCGUCUUCCAGUGCCAGUACUGCAGCUACCAGACGAAGUACAAGCAGGCCCUCCUCAACCACGAGAACUGCAAGCACACCAAGCAGAAGGAGUUUCGCUGCGCCCUCUGCUCCUACUGCACCUUCAGCAACACCAGCCUCUUCUUCCACAAGCGCAAGGCCCAUGGCUACGUGCCUGGAGACAAGGACUGGCUGGAGAACUAUGCCAGCAAGGAGCUGGAGAUCAGCUCGGCAGACGUGCUGCUGAACUACGAUGUCAGCGUGGCUCUGAGGUCCGACUCCAACUCCUCCCUGUCCGGGAAGGAGCUCUGGCAGAAAAGCAAACCCGCUGCUGUGGAACCCCAGCAAGAGGCUUCUCAGCAGGCUUUCGUUGUGCCCCUCUUUGGCCGUGCCACUGGGCAGCUGGGGGGCAGCGCUGAGAUGGCAGGGGAAGAGAGGGGUCCUUCCACCGACAUGGGCCCCCUGGAAGAUUCCCAUGCGCAGGCCUCUUGUGCAAUGGCGGAGGACUCGGGGAUGCUGAAUGAUGCCGGUGACACUGUUGAAAGCUGCACGUUGCACUUGGAGACGCUGGACGUCUCUGCAGACCCUGUGCUGAGGCUCGGGGCCAGCAAGCCUCCAGCAGCCCAGCCAGAGAAUGCAGAUGCCCUGAGCUGCAAGGACUCAGCCUAUGACGUUCUGAGCUCACAGGACACGCUGGUCCUGGAGGAGAACAACAACGGGCUUGAAGACGUCCCUGACUUCGAGGAAGAGCCAGAGGUCCAAGGGCAGGAGAGGCUGGAGGGCAGCACUGGCGGCUUGGCCUGUACCGCGAAUGCAGAAGAGAGCCAUGAAAAGGACACUCAGCAGGGACCUGAGGAUCGCUGUGACGGGCAGUGCUCCAACCUGCCCAGCAUGGCCUCCGAUCCCAACGUAGUGCCAGUGCAAGAGGCCUGGUUUAGCAUCAUAAAGCCAGCUGAGCAGGGCCAUUUUCCUGCCCCCGGAGACCCAGUCUCCCCGUGUGCUGAGGCCAAGGUGGGACCGCAGUCGGAGCUGGUACUGAAAGCUCUCCGGAAGCAGGACAAGGAGCAAGCAGAAACGCUCGUCUUGGAAGGGAGGGUGCAGAUGCUGGUGGUUCAGUCGGAGAGCCAGAUCUUCAAGUGCGAGACAUGCUCCUACAUCACGCGGAAGGAGAAGUCCAUGGCCCUGCACAUCAAAGCUGGCUGCCAGAGCCGGAAAUCCCCGCUGGUGUGCCGGGAGUGCGGCGCCAGCUUUAAGCAGCAGCGGGGGCUCAACACCCAUCUCCUCAAGAAGUGCCCUGUGAUCCUGAGAAAGAACAAGCCUCUGAAGCCAGCCGUUCAGGAGCAGCCUGGCAGUGCAGGCGUGGAGAAUGGCAGAGGAGGCUCAGAGGAUGGGGAAGCGAGCAGCACUCCCGAGUCCCCGUGGGAGCUAGAUCGGGUGCCCGUGAAAGCAUCCUCCAUGAGCAGGCCCUUCCCUGAGGCGCCAUUGGUGGGCAGCCCAGCCCCCAGCAAGGCACUUGAGGAUGCGGCUGAGACCACGGUGGCAGAACCGCCUGUACCAGGAGACCAUGCCCAAGUGGAGGAAGCCAAGUGUCCGUCCCUGCCUGAGAAAUACCGGCUGGAGCAGGGAAAGCUCCACUGCAAUGCCUGCUCUUUCGUCUGCUCCAGGGUCUCCACCAUCAGCUCCCACGUGGAGGAUGGGUGCCGGAGCCUGGAGCAGUUCCGGUGCUCCCUGUGCUCAGAGGCCUUCCGGUCCAGGCGGGCCCUGAAAAGCCACCAGUUGGAAAAGCACUUCAAGCUGGAGUCCUCCCGGCCUCCGGGAAAGGAAGGCAGCGCACGCGCCAGGCCGCUGGAGGAAGGAGCAGCUCCGGAUGGGCCCCGAGAGACCAGCCCAGCUGGCAAAGAGAAGGGCCAGCCCAGCAAGGCCGUGGGCGUGACGGCUGCCAGGAAAGCUGCCCGGUGCAAGAGGCGGCGCUUCUCCUGCCCUACCUGUCCCUUCACCUGCCACCAGGAGCGGGCCAUGAAGACGCACAAGAAGCGAGGCUGCGUCAAGCUGGACGAGUUCCACUGCCCCGCGUGCCCCUUCACCUCCAAGGGGGCCAGCGCCCUGCGGCUGCACCGCAGGCUGCACCGCAAGUACCACAGCAAGCGGCCCCCGCUGCAGUGCCGGCAGUGCGACUUCACCUGCAAGCAGGCCCGCUGCCUCCGCCAGCACAUCCACAUCAAGCACGAGGGGGUGAAGCCCCACAAGUGCCUCUACUGCAACUUCAGCACCACGCGGCGCUACCGGCUGGAGGCCCAUGAGUCACUGCACACCGGUGUGGGCCGGAUCGCCUGCAGUGUCUGCAGCCAGACCUUCGGCACCAACUCCAAGCUGCGCAUCCACAAUCUGCGGGUCCACGAGAAGAAACCCACGCACUUCUGCCACCUGUGCGACUACAGCGGCUACCUGCAGAAUGACAUCACCCGCCACGUGAACAGCUGCCACCGGGGGGAGCUGCAGUUCUCCUGCAUGCGCUGUGAGGCUCGCUUCAGCUCCGAGACAGCCCUCAAGCAGCACGUGCUGCGGCGGCACGAGGAGAAAGUCUCCCACCGCUGCCCACACUGCAGCUUCGUGUGCCACAGCGAGGCCACGCUCAAGUGCCACGCCCAGAAGCAACACCCCCACCUGGAGUGCGGCACCUGCAAGGAGACCUUCACCAGCCGGGAGGCGCUGGAGGAGCAUAAGACUCUGCACUUCAGCCACCGCUGCGACCACUGCAGCUUCGCCGCCAAGGAGCGGCAGCAGCUGGUGCGUCACUAUGUGGAGAGCCAUGAGCCCACUGCAGCGCAGGACAGGCCGCUCAAGUGCCCCUUCUGCGACUUUGCCUGCCACCACCAGCUGGUCUUUGACCACCACGUGAAGGGCCAUGGGGGCACCCGCGUCUACAAGUGCGCCGACUGCGACUACACCACCAAGAACAAGCAGAAGAUCACAUGGCAUAUCCGGAUCCACACCGGAGAGAAGCCAUACAAGUGUCAGCUGUGCAAAUACGCCUGUGCUGACCCCUCGCGCCUAAAGUACCACAUGCGAAUCCAUAAGGAGGAACGGAAGUACCUUUGUCCGGAAUGCGGCUACAAGUGCAAAUGGGUGAAUCAGCUGAAGUAUCACAUGACCAAACACACAGGCCUCAAGCCCUACCAGUGUGACGAGUGUGAGUACUGCACCAACCGGGCCGACGCACUGCGCAUCCACAAGGAGACACGGCACCGCGACGCCCGCUCCUUCAUCUGCGAGCAGUGCGGCAAGGCCUUCAAGACCCGCUUCCUCCUCAAGACCCACCUGAAGAAGCACAGCGAGGAGAAGCCUUACAUCUGCAACGUCUGCUACCGCGGCUUCCGCUGGGCGGCCGGCCUGCGCCACCACUACCUCACCCACACCAACGAGCACCCCUUCUUCUGCCGCUACUGCAGCUACAAGGCCAAGCAGAAGUUCCAGGUCAUCAAACACAUUCAGCGGCACCACCCCGACUGCGGCCCAGGCGACCUCAGCCAAGGGGUCGGCAAGGACGCCAGCACCCCCACGCUGCACCUCCAUGAUGUCCAGUUGGAGCCCCCCAAGCCGGAAGGCGAGGACGGGGUCCAGUCGUCAGGGCAGGGCUAGGCUGGGCUGGGCUGGAGAGAGGCCAGCUCCCCUCGCACUCCGAGCCCGAGAGAGGGCCCAGAGCCAAAUCCUCAUGGGCCUCGCUCGGCGCUACUACAAGUCCCCUUUGGCUAGCUGCAAGCGCAGACCCUGUUUAAAGUGUACGUGUGUGUAUAGGCAAAUGUGUGUAUGGGAUGUAAAAUAUGCAGUUGUAUAAAAGGACUCUCCGAUCUUGUUUC
Molecule: messenger RNA, 6519 nt
Organism: Chelonoidis abingdonii (Abingdon island giant tortoise)
Lineage: Eukaryota; Metazoa; Chordata; Testudines; Testudinidae
Gene: ZNF142
Product: zinc finger protein 142
Biological process (GO): regulation of DNA-templated transcription
Molecular function (GO): DNA-binding transcription factor activity, RNA polymerase II-specific; RNA polymerase II cis-regulatory region sequence-specific DNA binding
Source: RefSeq, a predicted model, not a curated record